GGGUGUCCCCACCACAGACCCGCACAUGCUGUCUCCUGCAGGAGGAGUGGGAGGCGACAUCCUGAUCGACAUUGGCUCGGGCCCCACCAUCUACCAGCUGCUCUCGGCCUGUGAGGCCUUCCGGGAGAUCAUCGUCUCGGACUACACGGAGCAGAACCUCCGGGAGCUGGAGAAGUGGCUGAAGAAGGAGCCGGGGGCCUAUGACUGGUCCCCAGCCGUGCAAUACGUGUGUGAGCUGGAGGGAGACAGGAGCAGGUGUCAGGAGAAGGAGGCACGGCUCCGAAGGACAGUCACUCAGUUACUGAAGUGUGAUGUGACCCAGCCACACCCCCUGGCACCAGCCCAGGUGCCACCAGCUGACUGCGUGCUGACCCUGCUGGCCCUGGAGAGUGCCUGUCCUGAUGCGGACGCCUACCGGGCAGCGAUCCGGAGCUUGGUCAGCCUGCUGAAGCCGGGCGGGCACCUGGUCACCAUGGCAGCCCUGCGCUCCCAGCACUACAUGGUGGGCGCCAAGAAGUUCUUUGGGCUCCACUUGGAGAAGGAGACGGUGGAGAAGGCCAUGCAGGAGGCCGGCUGCCAGGUGCUGCGGUGCGAGUACUGCCCCAUCAGCUACUCAGAGGUUCACUGCACCAACGAGGGCACCUGCUUUGUGGUCGCCCGCAAAGGCCCCAGGGCCUGACGACACCCUGGCACAGGGGCCCUGCCCCAAAGGGCAAGUCACAGCCAGAGUGGCCAGAGUCUCACCCACAGCCCUCUAAAAAUGGCUGAGCUUUAACUCCCCCCUUCACUCUGAUCAGCACAUCCCAAGGUCACACGAGAAAAGCAGGCCCUCCUCUCCCCUAGCCCAGGGAUCUGGCCCCCACACCCCUUCUUGUUCAUUGCGCAUCAAAAAUCAGGGAAACAAAGUGGCUCAACUAGAUAUUGUUGUGAUUUGGGUUCCCCCUCAGCAGACCCGGGGAAUAGGAUUUGAGUGCAAAGAGCUGAUUUGAGAGGGAUCCCAGGAAACAGACACGGGAGCGUGGGAAGGACAGCAGGAAGGCAGGGAGGUGACACAGGGUGUGUCAUCAAGCCGGUCACCACUGUGGAAACUCGCGCUCAUCUAUGGGGCAGGGCCUUGGGAGAUCCACCUGAGAGAGCAGGGCCUUUGUCCACCAGCUCCCAGUGUCACGGGUGAGGGCUUUCCCAGGGGCGUUAAUUGGCAGCAUCUUCAGCCUGCCUGUUCAUGGGCCAGAGGGGGAGACACGCUCAGGCAAAGACUGGCAGGGCUGGUUCCUGGAGGUGGGCCCCAGGCCAGUGGGACAGGGAGGGGGCUCCGAGAGCUCCCCCAACGGAUACAGAUGCCGCAUUGGCUCAGGUGUGGGGCCGGUUCUGGGCAGCCUGGCCCUUCUGCAGGAGGAGCACGACCUCAGGUUCUCAAAGGCCAAACAACUGCAAGAACUAGGUGACUUCUAGGCCAAACUCCUGCUCCCGCUCAGGUGGGAAAGCUAACAACUGGGAGGGGAGGUGACCGGCUCCUGACAGCUCAGUGAGUCAACUGCACAGCCUAAACAGGAGCCGGGAACCGGGUUAGGCUGGACCUGGGGCGAGACGGAGCUUCCAGGGAGUGGGUACAACGUGGGGCCAGGAGAGUCCACUGGGAACCGGUACCCAGCCAAUGGACCUGUGCCCUUGAUUUUUCUUGCUGAGGUCACCCCAUGGGCCCAGCACCCUGGCCUUAGGAGGGGAACCAGGCAUUCUGAGGCAGCUCCCCACAGUACCUGUGAGGCCAGGUUACUGCGGAUCUGGCAGGGGAUGGAGCCGCGGGGAUGGUCAGCUGAGCAGCCCACGCAGGGCAGGGAGUCAGGCUGUUCCAUCCAUAUGACCAAGAAAGCGAGCUCCUGGAGCUUAGGGAAGAACUAGGGUCAUGUCCCUAGAAGAACCUUCACAAGAUCAGCUGUCUCUGGACACCCUCCUUGUCCGCACAGAUGGUCAGCUCACAUCCCGGUCAGGUCCUGACACUGCGCUGCCAUGUUCUCCCUGGGAUGUGGGAGGGCGUCAGCCUUGGUCCACCCAAGCUUGGCUCCCGUGAAGCCCCUAAUGCUCUCUGAACUGUGGCAUGGGCCCCUCUCUGCUCCCAAUGUUCCAACCCCAGUCACGCUCCCCCGAGCAGCCUCCCAAGGCAAACGCAGUCACGCCUCUGCCCUGUUGAAACCCCGGGCCGCAGACUAAGGUCCCACACAUAACCUAACGGCCCACGAGGCCCUCCACAACCUCACUGCUGCCUCCUGUCCUGCAGCCACCAUGCAGGGCUCCUUGAACCAGGCCAGCGACCUCCCACCUGCACGUCCUCCCUACAAAGGACUCCUUCUCCCUCCUCCAGCCCAUGUCCCAGCUCUGAACAGCUUCCAACAAGCUGUGCAGGAAAGGGCAGUGCCAGGGGAAGGGCUGAGCCAGGACCCCUCAGCCAGAUGAAAGGGCAGCCUCAACUGCGAGCCUGCUGCUAAACCCAGUAUUUUCCAAACUGCUUCCACGGUGUUGUUGGGAGUCCCAGAGGUCAGUAGCAGGCGAGUCCUCCUCCUUCCAACCUCAGCUGGGACUUGGGGAGCUGGCAGGAGAGAAGGGGCAAUGGGAGACAGCAAUGACUUCCCAUGGCCACCAGAGAGCAGUGCAGGGCAGGAAGCUGCCAGCAGAGGUGCAGGGCGGGCAGAAGGCAGAGGUUCCUCAGGAAAGAAAACUGUGCUUGGGCCACCUUUUGGCUCACGGGGGCUAUGCUAGGCCUCACUGAGCCCAGAAGCCAGCACACUCAUAGGAGCCUGGAAACCCCUGGGCAGGAAGAAGCCAGAACUUCAUGUCUCUGUGGGUGCUGGACACUGAAUUUCAGCUGGGCGCCAGAGACCAGGGCUCUGCAAACGAAGGUGCCUGUGAGUCACCUGGGGAGCUUGUUUACCUGUGGAUCCUGAUCCAGGAGAUCUGAUGCAGUAGGCCUGGGAUUCUGCAUUGCCAGCAGGCCUCAAGGGAUCCAAACACUACUGGUCUGAGGGCCAUACUUGGAGGAUCAAGGCCCUGAGGAAUGCAUCUUGAAUUCUGACUUUUCCCUGAAAUAACAGGGCUGCUGGGCACAGCUUGGAGCUGGCACAGCUCACUUCUCUGGCUCCCGUCUCCAGGUGAGAGAGGGAGGAGCCCAGCACUCCACCCAGGAAAUACCCCACUCCCCUUCUCUUACUCCCAGGGGUGGGGGGCCCUCCGCCUCCCUCUGGUCUUUGACAGUCUUCUCCACCAGAUGGAACUUCUCCAGGGCAGGGGCUGGGGGUGCCCCAGACGCCUCACCGCAGCAGUUCCCUGUCAGACGCGGCAGGAUCUGCUGCUGCUAAAGCUGGUGUGUAUUUCAAACAACUGGACACCUUCCAGCCAGCCCUUGGUGACGAAGGUCCCCCCACAGCCACAUCACAUGCCCUCCUCUGAGCUCCUACGAGGCAGAGGGGACAGGGUGCUUUUGUUGCACAUUUCCAACUUGAGGCCCACAGAUGCAAAAUGACUUCCACAAAGGCAUCACCUUCAAUAUUCCCAGCUCUAGUCCCUCAGAGAAGCCUGGCAGGGGCUCGGGCUGGGGCUCGCACCCUGGAUAUGCAUUGCAAUCACCCAGGGAGCUGUCACCUUCCUGCAGCCCGGGUCUCCCCCCGACCAACUAGAUCAGAAGAUCUGAGGUACAGGCUGGGGGGCCCAGGCAGCAGUAUUUCAUGACAAUCUCCUGGUGAUUUGAAUGUGUAGCCAAGAUUGACAACUGCUGGCCUGGGCCAGGGCUUCUGAAACAUUACUUUACUCCUACACCAUUUGGGGCGCUGUGAACAUACAGAGUCUGAUUUGGCAGGGUUGUGGUGGGCUGGGAAUCUGCAUUUCUGACCUGUUUCCAUGUGAUGCCUCUGCUGCUGAUUCCAGAACCAGCUUGAGUAACAAGAGUACAGAGGGGGACUGAGGAAUACAGUACAGUGGUCCAAGUGUAAAGUAAUGACCCCUGAGGUACCACGUCCUUCAGGACCUGGGGUCUUGAAUGAAUCAGAAAAGGCCUCUCAAUCAUCAAGGCCAGAAAUCUCCGUGCUGCCUCUACUGUCAUUGGCCAUCCAAGAAUCACUCACCCCUCCCAGAAGCUCCCCCACAGAGCAGCUGUCUGUAUUUUAGCCCUGCUUACUGCCCGGCGCUCCCGACUACAGUGUCCAGCUGCCUCCACGUGCCUGGCCCUCGGCCCCUCUAACUUAGCAAGUCCUUAGACAAGACUCCCAUCCCCCACACGCUGCUCCUACCACGUUCCCACCCCAGAGGGGACACUUCCGUCCACGCUCUCACCCGUCUCAGCCUCCUUCCUCUCUCACCUCGGUCCCCACCCCGGCUCACCCCAGUCUCUUGAUGUUCCCCCAAACAGCUUCUCAGAUCCACUCAGCUGCUCUCAACCCCAUCACUGCCCUGAACCCAGCUGUUUGAGCUUCACUUCCAGUCCGCAGUGGUUUCCUGACCAGCCCCGGCCUCCGGAUCCAUCAAAUUGUGUCUCUUUCCAUCUUUUCCACCAGACAGUGAACUCCCUGGAGCACGUUGUCCUUAACCACAUGCAGGGCCUGCCACACAGGAGGUGUCUGUUAGAUGCUGUCUGCAUGAAGGACAGAGUCAGGGGCCCUGGUGUCCAGUCUUGGCUCUUUUCACUUUCUUGCUGAUUGCGGGGACACCCUUUGUCCUCCCUGGCCUCACUCUCCUCAUCUGAAACUGGACCCAGUGAUGCUGAAACAUCAGUUUUGAGAUCCUGGGAGGAGAUUGUGACUUGUUCCUGCUCACUGCUCACCCCAGGCCAGGAGGGACAGCUGAGUGGCCCAGGAGAGAACUGCCAGGGGCCUCCUGAGCUCAGGCGUGACAGGUAAACAGAGAAGAGAUGCGUUUUUCCCCUCCCUGUCUCCUCACCCUUAGCCAAGCCCUCUCCUGAACCUGGAGCCCCCGGGCUUGAGAAAGGUCAGGCUGUCCCCACCUCCGGACUCAUGGCAGCAGGAUGGACAUCACAGGGAGCUUGUUAGAAAUGCAGACUCUCAGGUCCCAGCCCCGACCUGCUGCAGCACAUCCGAAUCUUAACUAGAUCCCCAAAGGCUUUGAUGCAUAUUAAAGCCUGAAAGGGACUGAUCUAGAACUGGAGAAAUGAAGACAGGAAACAGAGGGGGAGGAGGGACAGAGAGAGGGAGACAGCCUCCUUGCUCGUGGCCUCCUCUGGGCCCCCCUCACACUCAGCCUCUCAGCUCAGUUGUGACAGGUCCCUGCCUCACAGCUCAGAGGAACUCCUCCCUCCUCACUCCGUCCCUUCGCCACCAGAUCACCCUUUUAUUUCCUUCACCUCACAUGUCGCUGUCUUCCCUUCUCCAUCCCCUUCCCUCCCUGGAAGAGUCAUUGCCUCCAUUUCCCUGCUGUAUCCCCAGUGCCCUUCACCAGCUCCGUGCCCCACCAGUAUUGUUCAAGAAAUCAGUUGACGAUGUGAAACUUACAAUUGUGGACUUGGUGCUGCUACAACCUUCUCCCUUUGAACUUCAGAGCUGCUGAAGCCAUCUAAUCCAGCGGCUUUGUCUCAUUCUUUACAUUUCCAUUGGCCCACAGUCCAACAACUUGGUGCUUCAGGCAGAACAUGGAGAAUUCAAAAGCGUGUUCAAAAGGGUAGGGUAGAUUGCCUUCCCUUUCCAGCAGCCAACAUGUCUUUGCAAAUGCCUUUGCUGCUUCUCCCACUGAGAGGUCAAGUCCAUUUCUCUCCAUCACCUCCCCUCUCCCCAUCUGGGUUUGCCAUGUGAGUUGCUUUGGCCAAUGCUAUAAUAAUAAAAGUGAUGCCACUGGGGCUUG
This is a messenger RNA of Vicugna pacos (alpaca), 5838 nucleotides long. The record is from RefSeq and is a predicted model, not a curated record. Lineage: Eukaryota; Metazoa; Chordata; Mammalia; Artiodactyla; Camelidae.